GAUCGCCGCCAACCGUCAAGUGCACACAGUGUGUUUACCCUGCCCGAGCUAUAAAGACGUGUCACCCGCUCUCGAGACAUUCUAGUGAAAGGCCUACGAAAAUGCGGGCAAUCUGCAUUUUCGCGAUCUCGUUACUUUCCUUCGCGUUGGCAGAUUCCGAACCUUGGGUAGAGGAAGAAGACGUAGAAGAUUAUAAUGAUUAUCACAUCGACAAGCGUGACGUCGAAGGUCCAUAUGAGGAACAUAUUCGAGUGAAGCGUGGACACGAGAGGUCUAAGCGAGCUCCGGUACCAAUUCAUCAAUAUGAAGUCUAUGAACCGUUUGAAGAAGGAUCCUUCCCAGCUCCAUCUUAUCAGGAAAUGUUAGCGGCUAGUGCUGAACACUACCACAGAUAUUUACCCGCAAAUACCCGGAUCGCUCGUCAUUUAAAUACGCAAAUAAACCCAGGGCCUCUCACGUUUGGAGUAAGUCCUGAACCCAUAGAAGUUGUUUCAGCGCCUGUAAACCUAUCUCCAGUAGCUAACACCAGACCAAUACAGUUCAGCAAUGAACCGCCAGCAGGUGCAGUGUUCUAUGAACAGCAGGAAGACUUGGCACCAGCUGCUGGUCACGUUGUAAUAAAGCACAAUCCCCAUGCCUCGGCCCAUAAACAAGGAUCGGGUCAUGCGCAAGAAGCCAGUCACUUUGACGCACAAGGAGGCAAGGUUGUCAAAGGUUCCAAAACAGACCACUACGUAGACAAAGGUGGCAAAGGUCACAAAACUGACGAGCACCACCGGAAAGAAUAUGAGGAAGCAGCUGGUAAAAAGAAAAAGCACCAUGACCUUGCAGGACAUAAGGGAAGUCAUCAAGAGGAGGCUUUUGGACAGAGAGGGGCACACUUCGACGAGAAAAAGGGACACAAAAAAGGACACAAAACUAAGGGCUUCCAUAACAAGUACCACAAAGACGAAUUCCACAAGGAGCAUAAAUUCUACGACGACUUCCACAAGGGAGGUGAACAUCAUCGCUAUGGCAAAUUCAACGCUCGACACGCUACCAACGAGAGUGGCAAGAAAAAAGCCCACCACGUGAACGCAGGCCACGAUUUUGUCGAGAAAGGCAAGAAUGGAUACAGCAAAAAGGGACAUGUAGACGCUGAUCACCGAGGUCACAAGGGUAAAUCUGGACAUGAAGAACAUCAUGCACAUCACUCGCAGCACGGCAAGAAAGGAGGCAAAGAAGCUGGCUCUCAUUGGGCUUAUGCUAAGAAAGACUAAGUUAAUAUAAAAACUAGUUUUAAGUGAUUUGUACCCUGUACUAAACAUGCGCUUGUUAUUCGUUAAAGUAUUUCAUCAAAUAGUAAUACCAAAUUCAGUUUUUGUGACUGUAAUUGUAAUGUUUUGUCGUGUGAUGACGUUAUUAUACCUAAUUGACGAUAUAGUAAUAUCCAAUGAAAUCAGUAUUGCCUUUACAGAGUAUUCCUUCAGGACCUCGCUUCGUGCUUCGACCUAUUGACAAUAUUAAAUAGAAAUAAUAUGCCAUUGAAUUAUUAGCAAUGUUCUAAUUGGGUUGCAAUGUUUCUAAGGAUGUCAUAAUCGAUAUUAUAUUUCGGAUAUUGAUUUGUUAGUAGGUUACAAGGUCUUAUUUAAACCAAUGAAGCAAAAAUACAGAAUUUGGAAAUCGAUGAUUUCAAUUCUGUAAACAUUACAUUAUAUCAUCUCUCCAUUAUAAUGACAAUUUCGGACCAUAUAAAAAUAAGUUAAAGCCGAAAAACGUGUUUAGUUUUUGAAGUUUAUUUAAAAAGAAUAAUUCGUGAAUACUUGUCUGGAUGAUCAUAAUUGUUGGAAUUAAACUUUAAUUUAAACUUAAAACUGUUGUAAUGUUUCUAUAACUUCAAUUAUAUCCUAUAAAUUUACUGUAGGUAUCUGGUGACUGACGCCAAACGGACAUUGAAUCCCUGUCAUAAGAAUAUACAAGUCUAUAAAACCGAGUCGCGAUUUUAGUACUAAACAGUAAGCGAACUAUAUUUAAAAAAAAUGUUGUUCGGCAAUAUAUACUAUUGUCAAAGUUUUGUCCACUUUCAAGGUCUUGUUUGUAUGGCGUACAACUCACAGGUCCUACAUUCUAUCAAACGAAGUAUAAUUGUUUCGGGUUGAACCGCCUUGUCUAUAAAUUAUCGCAGAAAGUUCGAGAGUGAAUUUUUGUCUACUAUGAUCUUGCUUAAACAAAUGUUACUGUAAUGUGUUAGACGCACGAAGCAAAAUAUUUAUGCUUAAUCUUGAACUGGUUCAACGCAUUGGGGAUAAAAAUAUCUCAACGGAACCUGAUCAAGUGGAGUCUAUAAUAAAUAGCCACACACUGAAUAAUCAGAUGAAUAGCAAAAGAAAUAAGCAGGGAUACCUAGCCUUGAUCGUGGUACCGCGCAUUCCACAAUUUCUGCAAUAAAUUAUUAUUUGAAGCAAAACGUUGCGUCGGUUGAUUACAAUGGUCAGCAGUGUCUCCUUCUCAAUUAAGCGACAAUAUUGGAAAUUUCCUUUCCCUACUGUACUUCUCUUACGU
Pieris napi is the source of this 2541-nucleotide messenger RNA. RefSeq names its product histidine-rich glycoprotein-like. The transcript has 4 exons. The record is from RefSeq and is a predicted model, not a curated record. The coding region runs from base 102 to 1259 and encodes 385 amino acids. Lineage: Eukaryota; Metazoa; Arthropoda; Insecta; Lepidoptera; Pieridae.